Molecule: messenger RNA, 249 nt
Organism: Anisakis simplex (herring worm)
Lineage: Eukaryota; Metazoa; Nematoda; Chromadorea; Rhabditida; Anisakidae
Source: the annotation of a GenBank genome assembly
AUGGCCCCAAACAACCGGGAGAAUGUUGUGGUUGGAAGUGCUGCGAGGAGUGCUAAUCGAUUCUCAAAAGACAGCAAUUAUGACAAGAAUCGUCAUAAUUCGUCGCAAUCGCAAAACUCUGAUUGGUGGUCAUACUCAUCGAAUGCAAAUGCAUCAUCAACAACAGGAGCAUUCAUUUACAGUGACUCGGUGAAAGAGCUUGAUGAACAAUUAGCAAAAGUUCGUCAAUCACCAUCCAAGGUUAAUUAA